AUUGUGACCUCGCUGUAGCUAAGAUCAGUCCACUGCAGCAGGAGUUUCAAGAACAGCAGCAUAAAAAUAAUGACUUAACUGGAUAGAAAAAAAGGCACAUAUUUUCAGGAAGGCCUCUUUAUUCUUAGAAGUUACCCUUCAAGAUGACAAGUGGUGCAAACUCUUCAGGAUCUUACCUGCCCUCAGAAAUAAGAAGUUCUAAAAUAGAUGACAACUACUUGAAGGAAUUGAAUGAGGACUUAAAGCUAAGGAAGCAGGAACUGCUAGAGAUGCUCAAACCUCUAGAAGAUAAAAACAACCUCUUAUUUCAAAAGUUAAUGUCUAACUUGGAGGAAAAACAAAGGAGUCUUCAGAUCAUGAGACAGAUCAUGGCAGGGAAGGGGUGUGAGGAAUCCUCGGUCAUGGAGCUCCUUAAGGAAGCAGAGGAGAUGAAACAGAACUUGGAAAGGAAAAACAAGAUGCUUCGGAAGGAAAUGGAGAUGCUAUGGAACAAGACAUUCGAGGCAGAAGAACUUAGUGAUCAACAAAAAGCACCACAGACAAAAAACAAGGCAGACUUGCAGGAUGGAAAGGCUCCCAAAUCCCCCUCAUCACCUAGGAAGACUGAGAGUGAACUGGAGAAAUCAUUUGCAGAGAAAGUGAAGGAGAUAAGGAAGGAAAAGCAACAGAGGAAAAUGGAAUGGGUCAAGUAUCAGGAACAAAACAACAUCCUUCAGAAUGAUUUUCAUGGCAAAGUGAUUGAGCUGAGAAUUGAAGCCUUGAAGAACUACCAGAAGGCCAAUGACCUGAAAUUAUCACUGUAUUUGCAGCCGAAUUUUGAGCCAAUGCAAGCAUUUUUAAAUCUUCCUGGGUCCCAAGGUACUAUGGGCAUUACAACUAUGGACAGAAUGACUACUGGCAGAAAUGAACACCAUGUGAGAAUUCUGGGAGCAAAGAUCUACACAAAACAACAAGGAAGUAAAGGAAGUCAGCUUGAUAAUACAGGAGGGAGGCUCUUUUUUCUGAGGUCAUUGCCAGAUGAAGCACUGAAGAAUUAGCAGGCUUUCGCUCCAUUUGCUUUGGACAGAUUUAAAGACUAGGCACAGCCAUUUGUGUUAAUUAAAAUCUCUCGCACCUUU
Molecule: messenger RNA, 1118 nt
Organism: Pan troglodytes (chimpanzee)
Lineage: Eukaryota; Metazoa; Chordata; Mammalia; Primates; Hominidae
Gene: CCDC196
Product: coiled-coil domain containing 196
Exons: 10
Coding region: 144-1037 (297 amino acids)
Source: RefSeq, a predicted model, not a curated record